UCUCAUCAAGCAACCAGAAGCGCCCGUGCCGAGAAUAACAUCACAAGCUCAAGAAGACCAACAAGAAAAUUGCCAAGAUGCCCUCUUUCGACCAGAAGAAGGCCUACGCCGAGCAAGAAGAAGUCUUCUUCGACGACGGCCGUGAAGUCGAGCUGCUACACUAUGUCUUUGGCCUCCCAGAACUCGAGUCCAUACGCGGAAACCCCGCCAAAGUCCUGCAAGCCAUUGACAAAUUCGGUCGCGAGAAGAAGUACCUCAUGAAUGUCGGCGAGGACAAGGGCAAAAUCGUCACCGACCUGAUUGCAGAAGUCAAGCCUCAAACGAUGGUCGAGCUCGGAGGCUACGUAGGCUACAGCUGCAUCCUCUUCGGCGCAGCCGUCAAAGCAUCCGGCGGAAAACGCUACUUCUCUCUCGAACGGUCUCCAGAAUUCGCCGCAGUCAUCAUGGCUCUGGUACACCUGGCCGGGCUCUCAGAAAUCGUCAAAGUCGAAAUCGGAAGCAGUGACAGCUCCAUCAAACGUCUCCACGCCACAGGACAACUCAGCAAAAUCGACCUCAUGUUCCUCGACCACUACAAACCCGCCUACACGACUGAUUUGAAACUCUGCGAGGAUUUGGGUUUGAUUUCUCCCGGCUCCGUUCUGGCAGCGGAUAAUGUCAUUAAGCCGGGUAAUCCGCCGUAUUUGGAGUAUGUGAGGAGUUCGGUGGAGCAGAAGAGGGAAAAGGCAAAGCAGGCGGCGAAUGGAGGGGGGAAUGAUAUUGAAGCGUUUGCGGAUCGGGCUGCGAAGCAGUAUAAGAAGAGGAUUGAGAAGGAGGAUUUGGGUGUUGCGUUUGGGAAUCCGAAUCUGGUGUAUGAGAGUCGGUUGGUGGAUUCUUUUGAGCCGACGGGUGAGCCUGAUGGAGUCGAGAUUUCAAAGUGCGUUGGUGUGGAGGAGGAAAAGAAGUGAGCAUAGGGCGCUUAUAUCUUGAGCGCGAAAGGUCUUGAGGAUGAUGCCAUCUGUGAGCGUGGACUACCGUAAUAUCUCACAUCAAUUGGAACAGUUUGGCUAGAAGUUAUCAAAUAGGAAAUAAUAGACAUGUGAG
Sphaerulina musiva SO2202 is the source of this 1083-nucleotide messenger RNA. Its product is annotated as O-methyltransferase. The transcript is spliced from 2 exons. Gene Ontology annotation, molecular function: O-methyltransferase activity. Lineage: Eukaryota; Fungi; Ascomycota; Dothideomycetes; Mycosphaerellales; Mycosphaerellaceae. The record is from RefSeq and is a predicted model, not a curated record. Bases 78 to 947 code for a protein of 289 amino acids.